GCACGGUGAGGGAGGGAGGACGCGCCUCAUCCUCCACGCUCGAUCAACAGGUACCACAACUCCGUCCGUAUCUCCUCCACCCAGGGGAGUGUAAACGAACGUAACUGAGCGAACGGCAGCGCGACCUGAUGUGAGAGGGUAAUGGAAAAAAGAAGAAAGGUGGAUGGAUGAUGGGGAGGAAAAAAUGGCGGGAUGCACGAGAGAUGAGCACGGAGGUGUCCUCUCCCGGCGAAGACGUGCUGGGCUGGGUCACGGAGACGGCGAUACGGGCGGGGUUUGCGGGCGUUGUGGGCAGCGACCAAGACCUGCUCCCCCUCCUCCAGCAGCAGCAGCAGGACCAGGAGGGGGAGCAGCACGCCCACACACAGCUCGACCGCCGGAACAGCAGCGGCCCGGUGGAUGAGGAGGAACAGCAGCAGCACUGGAACCGCCUGGGCAUGCUGCUCAUGGUGUCCACAAUGGCCGCCCUGGGCACGCUGGGUAACAUCUUCGCCAUCGCCGCCGUCAUGACCGAGGACCACCUCAAGAAGAAAGGGAAUGUGCUGGUGGUGAACGUGAUGCUGGCGGGACUGGUGGUGAGUGCUGGGGUGCUGCCCGCCUGGGUGGUGGCGCUGCUUGCUGGAUGGUCGCGCCCCACGCCCGUCUGCUCGGCCUCUUGGAUCCUCACCACGCUGGCAGCCCACACCUCGCUGCUUACCCUUCCUUCUCUUGCCUGGGAGAACUCGGCACGGGUUGGGGGUCGGAGCGUGGGCGUGCUGGUGCUGUCGACCAUGGUGGGUGUGUCGUGGGCGGGUGCCAUUGCCAUCACAGUAUCUCAGUGGGUGACCGACUUGGCGCCGCGGCACUGUGGCCGCUCCACCGUAACAUCGCCCCGCGCCUCCUCACACACCGCUUUCACUUCGGUGGUGGGCGUGACACUUGUAGCCUUGCCGCUCUUGGUGGCCCUCGUCAUUCACGCCCACACUCUUCUGACCGGCCGCGGAGGUCCGAGGCGUCCUCUUCCGCCCACUGUGAAGCCUCCUCAAGCCCUGACGCGGGACUUAGCGCUGACGGGCACCAACCUGGUGGUGACAGCGGUGGCGGGCGGUUGCUGGGUGGGCGGCCUCGCCGGUGACUGGUGGGUGGACGACCCCCUCACGACAGGAGUGGCUUGGCUCCCCAUCGUGGCUGCCACCUGCUCCAGUUUCCUAUACGUGGCUCACAAGCCUUUCCGGGAAGCCUACGUCCAGCUGUUCCACUACUGCUGCUGCAAGACCUCAGUCUCCCUCUCCCGUCGCGGGCGCAGUGGGGAGGCUGCAGCAGCGGCAGCAGCAGCAAUGGCUGCUGCCGCACGACCUCCCAGUGACGUGCGGGUUCACAUCAUCCAAGGAUACAACAUGUACACCACAGCCUCAGCCCGCGACCACCGGCCGCCCACCCACAUCCACGUCAAAAUUCCCAGGUGCAAGGAAUCACGGCGGCCAAAACACCACCACAAGAAGGACGUCUACGAGCUGUAGCUUUUCCGCCUCCUCCCUACUACUACUACUACUACUACUGCUGCUGAUGCUGCUGCUGCUGCUCUUUCCUCGCCUUGCAACCAUUUUCUUUUCACUUUACUUUGUUCUACGUUUCUAUUUGCGCGGCUCCUUCAACCCGACAUGUGCUGGUGUGCUGUUUUCUAACACAAUUUUUCUUACGUACGUAGCUGCCAAUUUGGCAAACUUCGGACAGGUAGAUAACAGUUUAUUGUUCUUUUGCUGAUGAACAUUCAUUGCCAACCUAGCAUAUAGAUGAAACAGUUGCAUUAUAUUUUUUUAUGCAAAAAACUUAAUCCAUCACGAAAACUAAGCUUUAGAUAAUCUGUAAGUGUUUAAUUUCUGGUUAACGAUAUUAACUCUAACGAAGAGUUGGCUCUUGCUUCAAGGAUUACUGUGGCAGCAUGUUCAUUCAUGCGUGAGUACAUCGCGUUGUAGCCUCUAACGUGUUAUAGGGGCUGUCCUCCCGAAGACUGGGCCGCCGUCUCUUUGGCUUUGCGGAGCUCAUUGAUAACAAUAUCCUUUCCGGCAAAACUGUUCGCAGUCAUCAGACGCUGAAGGAUUAUCUUUAACUUGCUUCACUUACGAGAGUAGCUGUCUUGAGCCUUUUUACACUGUCUUCAUUUUUUUGUCUUCACAUUGAAUCUCCUUUCCUAUGCUGCUAAUAAUGCACACUCCACACAGUGUCAUCCUCUAAAAAUGUAAUCGUCAGAGGCAAAACUCAGCAUCACCUGCACCUCAGGUGUUUCAAUGCACAUUCAUUAGCGGCAAAACUUUCUCC
Molecule: messenger RNA, 2298 nt
Organism: Portunus trituberculatus (swimming crab)
Lineage: Eukaryota; Metazoa; Arthropoda; Malacostraca; Decapoda; Portunidae
Exons: 4
Coding region: 168-1499 (443 amino acids)
Biological process (GO): G protein-coupled receptor signaling pathway
Molecular function (GO): G protein-coupled receptor activity
Source: RefSeq, a predicted model, not a curated record